AUGAACCACCUUCCACAAGCUUGGGGUCGUCCUAGAGACGAUGUAUACGGCGCUUACGACCCUUCACACUUCUCCGCUGCAGGCCCGAACCAGCAUACCCAGAGCCCGAUCGUUACCGGUACCUCAGUACUUGCGGCCAAGUUCAAGGAUGGCGUAGUCAUUGCCGCGGACAACUUGGGUAUGGCACAAGACUAUGGUUGA
Alternaria atra is the source of this 201-nucleotide messenger RNA. RefSeq lists its product as uncharacterized. The record is from RefSeq and is a predicted model, not a curated record. Lineage: Eukaryota; Fungi; Ascomycota; Dothideomycetes; Pleosporales; Pleosporaceae. The transcript has 2 exons. Bases 1 to 201 code for a protein of 66 amino acids.